CAGGAAAAGGAAUAGAAACACUCGGAUACUAAAUAUAUAAAAAUAACUACCAAUAAGAAUAAUAUUUCACUACCGUAUCUAAUUUUAUGAUAAACACAACUUUUUCAUUUUAUAUAAACUCAAUCGCAGUAAUAACUUAUCAUCAACUGAAAGGAAGAUGGAACAGUGAGAAAGAGAGUUUUCUUAAACGUGAAAACAGAAGCUCAAGAGGGGACACAACUCUUACUCUAUACCUCAGAUUCAUUCAAACUCAAUAAAAUCCACGUAACCGAUAUUCAAAUAGAGUUACACAGUUGCAUCUUGAACAGCUCGCAGCGCGUAUCGUGAUCUUUAAUAUUUUAAUUGUUGAGUCAUUAACUCGAAUGGCCCAUUGUUAACAAUAACAUUUUUUUGAAAAUAUGUUCCGUAUCACAAACGUCGUACCCCUGUUGAUGUCAAUGACAUUACUUGGUCUUAGAGAAUUCAAUGCUCAAAAUGUUCAAAAUUUUCCGAGUCAUCAAGAUCUUGAGUUACCGCUUUCUUUCAAUAAUGACAACCCAAAUACAAUGUACAAAGUGGCUACUUCAAGUUCUUUAAAUGCUGAUAUAUUGAACUCAAUGCGAUUCGGACGCUUAGUUGAAACAUUUCGUACUUCUAGUGAAAAUCAAUUUACAACGCAAUCUAUUUUUGGUAUCAAUGAUAUAAAUGUACCCAAUAGAGAUAUUGAACCACCUCUGCAAAGUUUUCCAGAAGAACCAAUUCCUGGUGCAGCUAUGGAACUGAUUUAUGCAUGGAAGACAGUAGACUAUGAGUUUGCCAGUGAUGUGGCUCGUGAACAAGCAUUAUUAGAGAAGUCGUUUAUUCCAGAAAACAAUAUGCCGUUAGGUAUUGAAUUUUGGCGAGAUAAAGUAUUUAUAACACUUCCAAAAUGGAGACCAGGAGUUCCGGCGACGCUGACUACAGUACCGAGAUACACGGCUACAAAAAGUCCAAAACUCCGACCUUAUCCUAGUUGGGGAUGGCAUUAUCAAGGUUCUUGUGGUGGUAUGACAUCAGUCUUUCGAAUUCAAGUAGAUGAAUGUGAUCGACUUUGGGUUUUAGAUUCAGGGUCAAUAAAUUUAACAGAAACACCUAAAAAAGUUUGUCCACCAGCCAUUUUUAUUUUUGAUUUAAAAACAGACAGACUACUAAAAAGAUAUCAAAUACCAGAUGAUCAAGUCAAAGAAGAUUCACUUUGGUCAAAUAUCGUUGUAGAUAUUCGUAACGGUGAUUGUAAUUCUGCAAAAGCUUAUCUCUCAGACGUAUGGCGUUUUGCAAUGAUAAUAUACGAUUUAUCAAAAGAUACAUCGUUUAGAAUCCAACAUCACUUCUUCUUUCCCAACCCUUUUGCAUCAAAAUACGAAUUACACGGUAUUCGUUUUCAAUGGAUGGAUGGAAUUCUCGGACUAGCGUUAAGUCCAAUAGACGUUAACAAUGACAGGAUUCUUUAUUUCCAUCCAAUGUCUAGCUUUAGUGAAUUCGCGGUAUCAACUGCAGUGUUAGUCGAUCAAGAAACAGCGGAAUCAAAUCCUGAAAGCUUCGCACCCGUCGGUGAGAAAAGAGCCAAAGAUUUUGGUCACUCUUCAGGGUCAGCUAUUGAUAAAAACGGGGUUAUGUUUUUCAAUAUGGUCACCAGAGAUUCCGUAUGGUGUUGGGAUACAAGAAAAGAAUAUUUGCCUCAUAAUUUGGGGUUAGUUGGAGUCAGUAAUGAAACUCUUGUAUUUCCAAAUGACAUAAGAAUUGAUAAUGAAGAGAGACAAAGUUUUUGGACCAUUUCAAAUAGGCUGCCAAUGUUUUUGUACGGCCCAUGGAAUCCAAAUGAUAUUAAUUUUAGAGUGUACAGAGCUUAUGUUGACGAAGCUGUCAAAGAUACUGUUUGUGAUCCUAAUUAUGUUGUACCAGCAAGUGAAAUAAAUUACGACCAGACUUGUUAAUAUUUGAUACUUAUUUAUUACAAUAAAAUAAA
This is a messenger RNA of Microplitis mediator, 1984 nucleotides long. It is a transcript of the gene Y-h, whose product is annotated as protein yellow-like. The record is from RefSeq and is a predicted model, not a curated record. The transcript is spliced from 5 exons. The coding region runs from base 399 to 1952 and encodes 517 amino acids. NCBI's taxonomy places the organism in Eukaryota, Metazoa, Arthropoda, Insecta, Hymenoptera, Braconidae. Gene Ontology annotation, cellular component: extracellular region.